Messenger RNA from Cloeon dipterum, 1909 nucleotides. Its product is annotated as DNA-(apurinic or apyrimidinic site) endonuclease 2-like. Bases 56 to 1846 code for a protein of 596 amino acids. Lineage: Eukaryota; Metazoa; Arthropoda; Insecta; Ephemeroptera; Baetidae. Gene Ontology annotation, cellular component: nucleus. Gene Ontology annotation, biological process: base-excision repair. The transcript has 5 exons. The record is from RefSeq and is a predicted model, not a curated record. Gene Ontology annotation, molecular function: histone H3K36 demethylase activity; phosphoric diester hydrolase activity; zinc ion binding.
AGAGAGAGAAAUCUUGAAGUGGGAAAUUCUGUGGGCAAAUUCGCGUCCGAAUGUGAUGCUUGAUGGCGGACGUCGUGAUAGUUGUUGUGGCCGCUGCGGCGGCGGUGUUGUUGUUGCUGGUGGUGCUUUUAUUGGCGCGGCUGGCGUGGACGGUGGCGGCUGGCGGGCCACCGGGGGCCGGUCCUGGGUCCGUAGACGGCGUGCUAGUGGUGCUGGGCUCAGGCGGGCACACGGCCGAGAUGCUGCGGUUGCUAGAGCGGCUGGACGACGGUGUCUUCGGCCGGCGCACCUUCGUGGUGGCCGCCACGGACAAUGGCUCGGUGGCAAAAGUGGCGGCUGCAGUGCCAGGCGCCAAGGUGCGGUGCGUGCCGCGGCUGCGGGCGCCGCUGCAGUCGUGGUGGUCGGCGCUGCUGGGGGCGCCGCAGGCUGUGCUCGCUUCGUGGCGAGAGGUGCGACGGGCGCGGCCGCGCCUCGUGCUGGCAAACGGGCCCGGAACCUGCGUGCCCAUUCUCCUGGCCGCUUUACUGCUUGGCAGCUCCCGGCUCGUCUUCGUCGAGUCCAUUUGCCGCGUGCGCUCGCUUUCGCUCAGCGGCCGCAUCCUCUACCCGCUCCUCCGCAGGCACCACUUCUUCGUCCAGUGGCCCGAGCUCGCGCUGCGCUACCCCAGGGCCACCUACGUCGGCCGCCUCGUCUGACCCCCGCAGGGUCAGCAUUGGCGGCACUGUUCGACGCAUGGACAGCCGCUGAGGCGACGCCGGUUGGCGCUGACCUUGCCCAACAAUUUUUCCUGUACAGCCAGGCCCGCGUUAACUUUUUAAACAAGAACCUCGACCUAGCCGCUGAAUACUGUCAGCAUGCGAAAGAGGCGGCGACGGAGGCUGUUAACACGGGAAAGUUCAGCGAGGCUGGCGAAGCGCGCAGUCUGUACGCUCAGGUCGGGCUGCUGGAGGCGCUGAUCUGCGUGGAGCGUGGUAACCUGGGGGGCGCCCUGACUGCCGUUGACAUGGUGCUGCUCAUGGGCGCGCCGGACGAGGUGACGGCGAGGGCGGCCGACCUCCUGGCUGAGCGACUGUCUUCAGACGACGCUGAGGAGCUGCAGGAGCCGUGGCAGGACGGGUUAAGCUACAUGCGCGGAUGGGAGCAGUGCAAGGCAGUACCUGAGGCCGAGUGUCCCUCGGUGCACGCCUUCUGGCGUGACCACAUGUGCAAAGAAACACCUAUUAAGCUGACCAACACUAUUGAACACUUCCCGGCCAGGAAAAAGUGGACGCUCCGCUACUUGCUCAAGGUUGCAGGGCGGCGGACAGUGCCUGUUGAGCUGGGCAGAGACUACACGCACGCGCACUGGACGCAGCAGCUAAUGCCUCUGGGUGAAUUUGUGCGCGGGCACCUGCUGCACGAAUCACCCAUCACCGGCUACCUCGCGCAGCACUCGCUCUUCCUCCAGAUUCCGCGGCUGAUGGACGACCUUCUGGUGCCGGACUACUGCUCAGAGGCGCCAGACAUGAACGUGUGGCUGGGCCCAGCAGGCACUGUCUCACCGCUGCACCACGAUCCCAAGCACAACCUUCUGGCGCAGAUCCGUGGCUACAAACGGGUGCUACUGUUCCCUGCUGGUAUUGACGGCCUCUACCCAUAUCCUGGCGAGUGCCUUAUGGCCAAUACAUCGCAGGUCGACCCCGAGAGCCCCGACCCAGACCGUUUUCCGCUCUUUCCCGCUACUCAAGGCCUAUCAUGCCUGCUCGCACCUGGUGACGUCCUCUACAUCCCACCCAAGUGGUGGCACCACGUCCGCUCCCUCACGCCCAGCCUCUCUGUCAGCUAUUGGUGGAAACCAGACGACUGAAACUGCGUCGAUUUUAAAUGGAAACCUAUAAAUGAAAAUAAAGUCUGCUCUUUUUUCAUCAAA